Molecule: messenger RNA, 2039 nt
Organism: Ruditapes philippinarum (Manila clam)
Lineage: Eukaryota; Metazoa; Mollusca; Bivalvia; Venerida; Veneridae
Product: somatostatin receptor type 4-like
Exons: 1
Coding region: 300-1379 (359 amino acids)
Biological process (GO): G protein-coupled receptor signaling pathway
Cellular component (GO): plasma membrane
Molecular function (GO): neuropeptide Y receptor activity
Source: RefSeq, a predicted model, not a curated record
UACAUUUCUAUAAACAGAACAAGUAGACGAGUUUAUUUAUGAAAUAUUUCACAUGCCAUGAUUUGUAUGUAAACAUAAUUGUUGCGUGUAUUUCUGGAAAUGAGCAUUAAUUACAGCGGCACGUGAAUUGUGUUUGUAACUGUUUUGUUGAGUAUUUCGUUAUCUAGCAUUGAUACGAGAAAUACAGGAAGGACUUGUUUUAAUAGGAAAGGAGAAGAUUAAGAACCUGGUCAGUGGAGAUUUAGACAUAAAACUUAAAACGAUGAGGAUUACCGUGAGAUAGACCGGAAGUCAACAUAAUGGUAUACGGUACAUCUCAGAUAAACAGGUCAUUCUUCUAUGGCUCGGAUAAUAGCACCAUUUAUUUCACUUAUUUCAGCGAAUUUAACCGAUCAUGGAAAGGAGCUGCUUAUUUAGAGGCUAUUACUAUGAUUAUUUUAUGUUUCGUGUCAGUGUUUGAAAACAUCAUCAUUCUUGGAGUUAUCUUCAAAUCUAGAAAAGCCAGAACAGUUACCAAUUAUUUUGUGUGCAAUCUUGCCAUUGGCGAUAUAUUAUUUGUAUCUUCGGCGCCAUUAGUUGCUUACGUCAGACUCACUGGCUCGUGGUACCUAGGGGACGGAAUGUGCCACUUACUGAAUUAUGGGAUGUUUGUCUGUUCUAAUACAAUGAUCUGGACAAUGGUUGCAAUAAGUAUUGACAGAUACGUCUGUAUUGUUAAAAAUGUAUCUUCUUCCAGACGCCUGGCACCAGUACACAUAUUCUAUAUCUGCGCUGGUAUCUGGCUUACAACAUCAUGUUGUUUUCUACCUACGGCGUUUUUCUUUCAUAUUCAAGAGAUUGAUCAAAAUGGUACAAAGUACAAAUUCUGUACUCUGACAUGGCCUAGUGGACACAUUCACUAUUCUGUACUGUUUACCACGAUGUUACUUGUACUCGGGUUUGGACUUCCGGUUGUAAUAAUAUCAAUUAACUACUUCUGCAUAUUCAAAAAGUUCCUGAAUUCAAAAAGAGCAAUAGAUACAAUUUCGCAGACGGCUUCUAACAGUGGCACACAAACAAGAAGAAAACGGGAACACAGAGUAGUGACGUCACUUGUUUUGCUCGUUGUCAUUUUCGUCAUCAUGUGGCUUCCGGUCGUCAUUGUUUUCAGCAUGAUAAGAGAAGAUAUAGAAAACGGUAGGAACGAGAUGCCGUCGUAUGGUUUAACGUGCGCUUUAAUCAUUGCUUACCUCAAUCCAUGCAUUAACCCUGUGUUGUAUGGUUUCAUGAACGCUGAAUUUAUCCGAAAUAUAGCGUGCUGCCGACGGUACAAACAGCGUAGCACAGCUGUAACAAUGGCUCUUCCACAGGAGGAGCCAACAAGUGCAACAUAUAUGUGACCGCUACAGUAUUUUUUGUAAUUGACACGUUUUCAAUUUCAACUAUACAUAUAACUGUGCAUCGAUCAAACGUGUGUUUAUUGUAAAAGUGUACGUACGUAUGUUCCUUGUGACUUCUUAUACCGUUGUCCAAUAUAUCAGACUUUACGAUCUUGUUGAAGUUGCUUUGCCAUGAAAUAUAUAUCUCAAAGCAACGUCAUAUUUAUUGGACUACUUAUACCGGUUUCUGCUCUUCGUGUUUUGAGAAACUUAAAUUUAGACUAGUAGAAUGUUGUGGGUGUUGAACGAAUUUAUUUCAAACUGAUAACAAUCCUGCAAAGAAUAUCAAUACCUCAGAUGUUUUAAUACAUGAAGACUGUGAACAUUGGUAUUAAUGGAACAACCUGGCAGAUUUUUAGAGUGCUUAAUGAGUCUUAUCAGAAGGGUAAAGUGCUUGACACAACAUUGAUUUACAACACAUUUUAAUAUCUUGGCAACAACUCCACAAGUGGCAAGCUUCCUGCAAAUAAUCGGUAUAAAUAACAAUGUACGGUAAAACUCCGAAAAAUUAUAACCCGACACAAAAACUAUUUUAGUAAUAUGUGUGCAUGCAUUUUAUGCGUAGAUAUGAUACAGAUACAUAAGUUUUCCAGAUUUAUAUUUUUUCACUCUGGUGUAGAU